CCGUUUCGGUAUACAUUUCUUUCACAGCUGUUAAACACUUUUUAAUGCAUUUAGAAUAGCUAAAUGAAGUACUGAAAUGUUCCAUCGCUAAUAUCUCUAGCAUUUUAUAGGUGUGAUGAAGCUAGUUUGAUUGUUAAAGUGAACUCAGCUCAAUAUCAAGGAGUUCAAUUUGGCAGACCCACUAGCAUGAAGAACACAGGAAAACUGAAGGGAAAGACCCUUUUUAUCACCGGCGCCUCCCGGGGAAUCGGUAAAGCUAUUGCUCUAAAGGCGGCUCGCGAUGGAGCUAACAUUGUCAUCGCAGCCAAAACCGCCGAGCCGCAUUCUAAGCUGCCCGGCACCAUAUAUACGGCCGCGGAGGAGGUCGAACGAGCCGGGGGUCGGGCGCUCCCCUGCAUUGUGGACGUACGCGACGAGCUCCAGGUGCAACAGGCUGUCGAGGCGGCGGUGGCCAAGUUUGGAGGUAUCGACAUCGUGGUGAACAACGCCAGCGCCAUCUCCAUUACCGGCACCCUCGAAACGGAGAUGAAGCGCUACGAUCUAAUGCAGAACAUCAAUGCAAGGGGAACUUUUCUUGUAUCAAAGUCUUGCCUGCCUUAUCUUCUGCGCAGCGAGAACCCACAUAUUCUGAACCUUGCGCCCCCGCUAAACCUGAGUCCCCGGUGGUUCGCCAACCACACCGCCUACACUAUCGCAAAAUACGGCAUGUCAAUGUGCGUGCUGGGCAUGGCAGAGGAGUUCCGCGUCCAGGGCGUGGCCGUUAACGCACUCUGGCCCCGCACCACGAUCCACACGGCGGCCGUCGAGAUGCUCCACGGAUCCGACGGGGCUCUGUACUCUCGAAAGCCGGAGAUAAUGGCUGACGCAGCCUACGUCAUAUUUUGCCGCGACUCUAAGGAGUACACUGGCAACUUUUUUGUGGACGACGAGGUCUUAAUGGAUGUUGGCGUGAAGGAUUUAUCUAAGUAUGCGUGCCACCCGGAGAACAUACACCUGUUGGCCACGGAUAUUUUUCUGGAUGAAAGUGAACCCUUGGCCAAACUUUAAUAUCAAGCGUAUACAUAUGUAUGUGUAAAUAUAAUAUUAUAUGUUUUGGUUGUUUUAAUGGCUCAUAAA
Drosophila ficusphila is the source of this 1116-nucleotide messenger RNA. Its product is annotated as hydroxysteroid dehydrogenase-like protein 2. Bases 187 to 1047 code for a protein of 286 amino acids. NCBI's taxonomy places the organism in Eukaryota, Metazoa, Arthropoda, Insecta, Diptera, Drosophilidae. The transcript has 4 exons. Gene Ontology annotation, cellular component: mitochondrion. The record is from RefSeq and is a predicted model, not a curated record.